AUGGAGGAGAGCAGAGGCAAUCAACUACCUGGCCUGAGGUUCUGCCCCAUGGAAGAUGAACUAGUUCUCUUCUACCUCAAGCCCAUGUUGAGCGGACAGAUCAUGCCCGGCAGAAACCGCGUGGUGUUCGACUGUGACCUCUACGGUCACCAAGAACCUUGGGAGAUAUGGGAGGCCUUUAAGACCAAAAGACCACACGACUUGAGGCUCAACAAGGACAUUUACUUCUUCACCCAACACAAGAAGAUGAGUUCCACAGCCAAGCGCGUACGCCGGAAUGUUGGAAGUGGCACCUGGAAGGGCGACGACUCCGGCAAGCCAGUACGAUCUGUUGAAACUGGUCGUGUUGUUGGCUUGAAGAAAAGAUAUACUUACAAGAACGAUGACUCGGUUCACAAUGGCUGUUGGAUCUUGUAUGAGUUCUACCUUGAUCAAUCACUCAGAGACAAUAAACAAAAGUUGAAAGACUAUGUUCUUUGUCUACUACGAAAGAAUGGUGAACCCAAAACCAAGAUCAAAAGAAGAGAAAGCAACGUGAAGAGGAAGAGGUUCUUGAAAACAAUUAUGCCUUUCAUGAUGGAGAAAAAUCGAAAAGGGAGCAAGAAGAGUUGCUUGAGCCACAAGCGAAGCGGCAACGAACGGUGCCAUCCAUUGGUAAUGCACCACUAA
Rosa rugosa (rugosa rose) is the source of this 669-nucleotide messenger RNA. RefSeq names its product NAC domain-containing protein 68-like. Lineage: Eukaryota; Viridiplantae; Streptophyta; Magnoliopsida; Rosales; Rosaceae. Gene Ontology annotation, biological process: regulation of DNA-templated transcription. The coding region runs from base 1 to 669 and encodes 222 amino acids. Gene Ontology annotation, molecular function: DNA binding. The record is from RefSeq and is a predicted model, not a curated record. The transcript has a single exon.